Messenger RNA from Aphanomyces invadans, 1022 nucleotides. RefSeq lists its product as hypothetical. Bases 111 to 1001 code for a protein of 296 amino acids. The record is from RefSeq and is a predicted model, not a curated record. Lineage: Eukaryota; Oomycota; Saprolegniomycetes; Saprolegniales; Verrucalvaceae. The transcript has 2 exons.
CGUCGCAUCACACCGGGACCUCCUCUACCACCGUCCGACGCCUGUCGCAUCGAUCUGGUUCGCCGCUGACAACGCCUUCCCACAGCGUACAGUCUAUUCGCCGCAGUCCUAUGAUCCGACUCAUGUGGCUUUCGUUUGUCUUUGCUUCGGCCAGUGCUCAUGAAACACAUCAACCCAUCUGCGACGACGUCCAGUGCCUCACACCCGCGAAAACGAUCUGUAUUCCAUCGACCACAACGACGUGCCCACCGUGUUGGUCGCGACAUGGCGAACUUGUGCAUUGCGGCCCUGCUUUCAUGUCCAGUGGAAUGGAAGGAUCAUCUUGUCCACGUGGCACGACGCGCUGCAGUCCGACGAAUGCAUUCGUUCGAUCAAGUCGUCGUCGACGCCUGACAGACACUACGACGAUCGCACCCCCCUCCCCGCUCGUCACGUCUGCGCCGACCGCAACAGCCAACACAAGCAGUACUUCACCUCCGAACGCACCAGACAACAGCACGACGAUUUGGUACACGUUGGCGUGUGUUGGGCUGUGCUGCCUUGUUGUGCUGCUGUACGGUGUGCUUCGAUAUAUUAACCGAAAACAAGCACGCGAAGAAAAACAAGAGCGAGACGAGAUUGCGAUGUACCGAGCUGGCAUCGCCUCGGAUAAAGCUUCCAGUGCAUCCGUCCUGGUCAUGUCCAUGCCUCCACCCGACACACUGUCGCUCCAUAACCCCUCCACGCACAACCAAAGGAUCGCUCAUCCACACGACGUCGCCAUGCAGUCGAUGUUUCACACGGUCGGGCGCGUUUCGCUCACAAGUAGCGGUCCUGGCGUCGUCGACAGUCCCAUCAUCGAGGACCUAGUUCUGCCGUCCAUGACGACGGUGGAAGUGGCGGCCCCACCACCAGCGACAAGAGAUAGCUCCGCCAGCAUUGUCAUCAUGGAAGAUUCGGGGGAGGUGUGGGACGUUGACGGCGCCGAGGACGAGUUCCGAUCGACUGUCGAGGGCAAAUAAUAAAUUGCCUUUGUUGCUCAA